This is a messenger RNA of Aspergillus tubingensis, 636 nucleotides long. Its product is annotated as polyketide synthase. Lineage: Eukaryota; Fungi; Ascomycota; Eurotiomycetes; Eurotiales; Aspergillaceae. The transcript has a single exon. Gene Ontology annotation, molecular function: fatty acid synthase activity. The record is from RefSeq and is a predicted model, not a curated record. Gene Ontology annotation, biological process: secondary metabolite biosynthetic process; fatty acid biosynthetic process. The coding region runs from base 1 to 636 and encodes 211 amino acids.
AUGAUGGAGGCGAAGCUCGCCCUGUGUUUUGUGUCGGACCUACCCAACUACCAGUGGAACCACUCCGUGAAAUACUGGCACGAAAGCGAAUCCAGUCAAGACUGGCGCUUCCGAAAAUUCCCCUAUCAUGACCUCUUUGGUAGCAAUAUCCUCGGCAGCCCAUGGACUGAUCCAACAUGGAAGAAUGUGUUGCGGCUAAACGACAUCACUUGGCUGCGCGACCAUCUUCUCGGAGACAGCGUCAUCUUCCCCGCGGCGGGCUACAUUGCUAUGGCUACUGAAACCAUCUACCAGAAGACGUAUGCAACUGGGCAGAUCCCAGAGGGGACUUCCAUCUCCGAACUCCCUCUCAAACUGCCCAACGUGACAUUCCCCCGAAUGCUCACACUGGACACAAAAAGUAGCACCUUGAUCCUAUUGUCGUUGCAACCGUGCUCCAGCACUAAGGAGUCAUGGCACGAGUUCACGGUCAGCACGAUCACAAAGGAUGGCUCAAUUGAAGAACACUGCCGAGGCCUUGUGGACGUUGCUAACCAAAGUCUUCCUAGACCACUUGCCAAUGCGUCAGAUAUUGCACCUUUGCAACACCCGGUCUCAGGCGCCGUAUGGUACAAGGCCAUGCGUCGGGUUGGCUAG